Messenger RNA from Mus musculus (house mouse), 3267 nucleotides. RefSeq names its product mucolipin 2 (gene Mcoln2). Gene Ontology annotation, cellular component: recycling endosome membrane; membrane. Gene Ontology annotation, biological process: calcium-mediated signaling; monoatomic cation transmembrane transport; iron ion transmembrane transport. Lineage: Eukaryota; Metazoa; Chordata; Mammalia; Rodentia; Muridae. The record is from RefSeq and is a predicted model, not a curated record. The transcript is spliced from 12 exons. Gene Ontology annotation, molecular function: monoatomic cation channel activity; monoatomic cation transmembrane transporter activity. Bases 129 to 1682 code for a protein of 517 amino acids.
GGCCUCAUAGCAGGCUUUCCGGACGACUUCCCUUUAUAAGGGCGUCCACUCCACCUGCAUCUCGCAGACACCCGUAGGCGGAGCCGGGUGUGGGGACCGUGGGGACUGAGGGAAUUUGGGGUCACGUCAUGCCCGGAGACGAGGAGACGCUGGACCUGCCUGCGUGGAACCGCGUCCCGGACCUGACUUGGGGUCCCCACCACAGAUCUGCGAUGGCGUCUCUCGAUUCUGAGGUGAGGGAAGAGUGUCUGAGGGAAGACCUGAAGUUCUACUUCAUGAGUCCCUGUGAGAAGUACCGAGCCAGACGUCAGAUCCCGUGGAAACUGGGCUUGCAGAUAUUGAAGAUAGUCAUGGUAACCACACAGCUUGUUCGGUUUGGCUUAAGUAACCAGUUGGUGGUGGCUUUCAAAGAAGAUAACACUGUUGCUUUUAAGCACUUGUUUUUGAAAGGAUUUUCUGGAGUUGAUGAAGAUGACUACAGCUGUAGCAUAUACACUCAGGAGAACACCUAUGAGAGCAUCUUUUUUGCUAUAAAGCAGUAUCGUCAUCUGAAGAAUAUUUCCCUGGCAACCCUUGGUUAUGGAGAAAGUGAAGACAAUAGAACUGGCUUGAAGGUCUGUAAGCAGCACUACAAGACAGGGGCCAUGUUUUCUUCUAACGAGACCCUGAACAUUGACAGUGACAUUGAGACAGACUGCAUUCACCUGGACCUUCAGGUGCUCACCACGGAACCCGAGGACUGGGCACAGACAUCUUUCUUCAGGCUGGAUUUUUAUCGGCUCGUGCAAGUUGAUAUCUCCUUUGCCCUCAAAGGAAUUGACCUACAGGCAGUUCAUUCCCGAGAGAUACCGGACUGUUACCUCUUUCAGAAUACGAUUACCUUCGACAACACAGCCCACAGUGGGAAAAUCAAAAUCUAUCUCAACAGCGAGGCCAACAUCGAAGAGUGUAAAAACAUGAACAUAUCUGGGUCUACUCAGAGAAGCACUCACUACCUCCUGGUGUUUGAUGUGUUCGUCAUUAUGAUCUGCCUGGCAUCCCUUAUCCUGUGCACGAGAUCCAUUGUUCUUGCUCUGAGGCUGAGGAAGAGAUUUCUAAACUUCUUCCUGGAGAAGUACAAACAGCGCGUGUGUGGCGCUGACCAGUGGGAAUUCGUCAACGGAUGGUACGUCCUGGUCACUAUCAGCGACCUCAUGACAAUAAUUGGAUCCAUAUUGAAGAUGGAAAUCAAAGCCAAGAAGCUCACAAACUAUGACGUGUGCAGCAUCUUGCUCGGGACGUCGACGCUCUUUGUCUGGGUUGGAGUCAUCAGAUAUCUGGGUUACUUUCAGACGUACAACGUGCUCAUUUUAACCAUGCAAGCCUCACUGCCCAAAGUUCUCCGGUUCUGUGCUUGCGCUGGCAUGAUCUACCUGGGGUACACCUUCUGCGGCUGGAUUGUCUUAGGACCGUACCACGAGAAGGCCUGGUGUCCAAGUUCUUUAUCUCCCUGGCUAUUCCUCCUCUCAUUAGUCUUCUGUCACUGGGAUAAAAUGCCCGGCAAACCAGCUCUUAAGGACGAAAGGAUUAUUUUAGCUCAUGGCUCCAGUGCAGGGUCACUUGGCCCCAUCGCCUUAGGGCUGGUGACCAGGCAGUGCAUCAUGGAAGGACAUGACAAAGGAGGCCUGUUUGCUACACAGUAGCCAUAAGGAAAGAGGGAAGCAGGAAGGGUUGGUUUUCCAACAGCCCUUUCAAAGCAUAUCCCUAGAAGUCUCCCACUAGGCGCUGUCUCCUAAGGUCGCCCAGUGGUGCUACAGUUUGGAGACCAAUCCUUUAACGCAUGUGCCUUUGGAGUCACUUUGAGGUCAGAGCUACCAUACCCCAUCUUCUCUUUCCCGUGAGAUGGCACCAUCCUUUACGGAGAGAGAACCUUGAUAUACCAAGGCAUUUCUGUGGUCACCCAGACAGUAAGUCACAGCGUCACACCAGGCCUGCCCAGCCUCUGUUAUCAUGCUUUGAUAUCAAGAACAGCUGAGCAUCGAGGCCAACGUUAUUAGCACUUUUAGAAUCGCAGCAACCUUGAGUGUGGACGCCAUUCACCAUUUCCAACACACAAGCCAACAGAAGACUCUAAAGGGAAGGUGUCGGGAAAAUUCUUACUUGGUGCGACCGACUGGAGUCAAAGCAGCAGACUUUAGCUUCCUGCCUUCCUGUUACACAUCUGAUUUCAGCGGUUCAGCCUCAGGGACCCAACCGUCACAUCGAUGCCCAUUUCCAGCACUAAUGGACUUUGGCACUGUGCUCCUUGAAAACGCCUAGGUACAGGGAGCUAAAGACAGCGGAUCGUCUUUCACACUGCAUUCUGAAUUAUUAAGCACGCCUCUAAUGUGGCUUUUACAUUUCCUGUCUUCAGGGGACUUUUUUUUUUUUUACUAUGAUGCAUGAAUAAUAGUUUUGUAUUAUCUCCAUUUUACAAAUACGAAGAACAAGCCACUGAUAAAUCAUCGCACUUUGCUAAGGCCAGGGGCAAAAUUGUGACAUUUCCAAAGCUUCUGGUCUUGCCCAGACACUUCGCUUACUCAUAAUGAGCCAGCUAAAACAUUUUACUGUUAUAAAAGAUUCUUAUUACCUGCCUCAAACCAUACUUUAAGUCAUUCUGACAUAGCGAUUGCAGGCUGUAUCUGCAUUAGGACGAGAGGUCUUUCAGCUCGCUCACAAGCAUCAUUUGUGACGUAAAGGUUUUGGUUCCUUCUGUGAUUUCAUACGACCACCAGGACUAUUGAUUGGAACUACCCAUUGACUGUUUAUUAGCAGUCUCUGUGCACAUAGCGCUGGGGCGACUGAGUUCCCAGAAGGCAGAGACUGUGGCUCAUUCCUCUUCAUGUUUUUGGUACCCACCCUGGUGCCUGCAAUGUGUCAAGUGUUCAGCGAGUUUGCUGGUGAGAGCCAGUUGCCCUGCCUUCCAAGGUGUGAUGGCUAAUCUGCACGGUCAACCCACCUGGACUGAGCGUCACCUCGGAGACACACCUCCAGGCAUAAGCAUUUGGGCAUUUCCAGAAAGUUCUAACAGAGGAGGGGGGGGGGGACUCAUCCUGAAUGUGAGUGGCAUCAUGAAAGGGUUCAGAGUCCAGAAUGAAUAAAAGGGGGGGAGGAAGAGACCUGGGAGAGAGUCUGAUUCUCGUCCUGCUGAGAUGCAAGCAACUGGCUAUGUACACUCCCACUGCCCCACCUUCCUGACACGACAAAUUGUAUAUCUAACCCCCCCACCCCCCAAAAAACUGUAAGGAA